Molecule: messenger RNA, 1802 nt
Organism: Chroicocephalus ridibundus (black-headed gull)
Lineage: Eukaryota; Metazoa; Chordata; Aves; Charadriiformes; Laridae
Gene: SLC61A1
Product: major facilitator superfamily domain containing 5
Exons: 2
Coding region: 146-1510 (454 amino acids)
Biological process (GO): molybdate ion transport
Cellular component (GO): membrane
Molecular function (GO): molybdate ion transmembrane transporter activity
Source: RefSeq, a predicted model, not a curated record
AAGAUGGCGGCGCCCACCGCGGCAGCGGCUGGGGCCGGGCGGAAGCGGAAGUGUGGAGGCGCCGGCGCACACGGCUGCUCGCCCCGCUGAGGGGACCUCCGCAGCCCCCGCCAACCCCAGCAAUGCUGAUGAGCUCCCCUCCGCCAUGCUCCUCGCCUCCUACUUCGCCUGCACCCUCCUCCUGGCUGCCUGCCUGGUGCUGGAGCUGGCUGCCUGCCGCUCCCGCCCCUCUGCCGCCCCCCACCAUGCCAACCCGGCCUUCCGCCGCUUCCAGCGUGGCUACUACUGUGUCUAUCUGCUGGCACUGGCCGCCGACUGGCUGCAGGGACCCUACCUCUACAAACUCUACCAGCACUACCGCUUCCUGGAGGGACAGAUCGCUAUCCUCUAUGUCUGCGGCUUCGCCUCCAGCGUCCUUUUUGGGUUGGUUUCCUCCUCUUUAGUAGAUCGAUUGGGUCGGAAAAAAUCCUGCGUCCUUUUUUCUUUCACCUACUCAAUUUGUUGUUUGACCAAACUCUCCCGGGAUUAUCUGGUGCUGGUGGCGGGGAGAGUUUUAGGGGGGUUGUCCACAGCAUUGCUUUUCUCCGCCUUCGAGGCAUGGUACGUCCACGAGCAUGUGGAGCGGUACGAUUUUCCAACUGAGUGGAUUGCUGUCACCUUCUCACGGGCGGCUUUUUGGAACAACAUCAUUGCUGUGGGGGCUGGGGGAGCAGCUGAUUUCUUUGCUGAGUGGUUGGGGUUGGGCCCAGUGGCCCCGUUCAUGGUCUCCAUUCCCCUACUGGUGCUGUCUGGGGUCUUUGCCGUGAAAAAUUGGGAUGAAAACUACGGAAAGAAGCGGGCUUUCUCCAAAACCUGUGGUGACGGUUUGAAGUGCCUCCUCUCCGACCGGCGCAUCCUUCUCCUAGGCACCAUCCAGGCUCUGUUUGAAAGUGUCAUCUACAUCUUCAUCUUCCUCUGGACCCCUGUCCUGGACCCCCACGGUGCUCCCUUGGGUAUCGUCUUCUCUGGCUUCAUGGCCGCCAGUAUGUUGGGCUCCUCACUCUACCACCUGGCUGUCUCCAAGAGGUACCACCUCCAGCCUGUCCACCUCCUCUCCCUCGCCGUCCUCCUGGUAUUCUUCUCCCUCUUCAUGCUCACCUUCUCCACAAACCCUGGCCAGGAGAGCCCAGCCGAGUCCUUCCUCGCCUUCCUGCUCAUCGAACUCUCCUGUGGGCUCUACUUCCCAGCCAUGGGUUUCCUCCGACGGAAAGUAGUGCCGGAGAAGGAUCGCCUGGGGGUGAUGAACUGGUUUCGCCUCCCCCUGAACUUACUGGCCUGUCUGGGUUUGCUGAUUCUCCAUGACAGCGACCGUCAGACAGGUACCAGGAGCAUGUUUGGCAUCUGUGCAGCCGUUGCGCUGCUAGCGCUGCUGGCUGUCGGCCGUCUCUUUGCCCUCAGCCGCCAUGACGCUGAGCUCCGCCUGCCCGUGCCACCGGGACAGGCCGACGGUGACGCCACACCCGAGCUGUGACGGGUUCCUGUGACAGGUAUCGCCCCCCUGAGGGACUGGGAAGGGGAUGUGGGGACACCCUGACCAGCUGCUACAGGGUGAGUGCUCCCCCCAGGUGGCUGAUGAUCCCCAAAACAUCCUCAUCCCCAACAUCUCCAUAGGUGGCAGGGGGGGUUGGAAGCACACAGGAGAUGUAUUCUCUCUUUUAAAAAAAAAAAAAAAAACCACAACAAAAUAAAAGGCGUUUCUGCAGAUCCCUAAUCCCCCUCUGCGCAUGUUUUUGGGGGAACCUGCUCUCGAUCUGCCCCCCUGC